Molecule: messenger RNA, 992 nt
Organism: Myotis brandtii (Brandt's bat)
Lineage: Eukaryota; Metazoa; Chordata; Mammalia; Chiroptera; Vespertilionidae
Gene: ADORA2A
Product: adenosine A2a receptor
Exons: 2
Biological process (GO): G protein-coupled adenosine receptor signaling pathway; adenylate cyclase-activating G protein-coupled receptor signaling pathway
Cellular component (GO): membrane
Molecular function (GO): G protein-coupled adenosine receptor activity
Source: RefSeq, a predicted model, not a curated record
GUGCGCCCGCAGCCAUGUCCGGCAUGGACUCCUCGGUGUACAUCGUGGUGGAGCUGGCCAUCGCUGUGCUGGCCGUGCUGGGCAACGUGCUGGUGUGCUGGGCCGUGUGGCUCAACAGCAACCUGCAGAACGUCACCAACUUCUUCGUGGUGUCGCUGGCGGCGGCCGACAUCGCCGUGGGGGUCCUGGCCAUCCCCUUCGCCAUCACCAUCAGCACCGGGUUCUGCGCCGCCUGCCACAGCUGCCUCUUCCUCGCCUGCUUCGUGCUGGUGCUCACGCAGAGCUCCAUCUUCAGCCUCCUGGCCAUCGCCAUUGACCGCUACAUCGCCAUCCGCAUCCCCCUCCGGUACAACGGCUUGGUGACGGGCGCCAGGGCCAAGGGCAUCAUCGCCAUCUGCUGGGUGCUGUCCUUCGUCAUCGGCCUGACGCCCAUGCUGGGCUGGAACAGCUGCGGCCAGCCCAGGCCCAAGGAGGACGGGAACCGCUCGCAGGUCUGCGGGGAGGGCCAGGUGGCCUGCCUCUUCGAGGAAGUGGUGCCCAUGAACUACAUGGUCUACUACAACUUCUUCGCCUGCGUCCUGGUGCCCCUACUGCUCAUGCUGGGCAUCUACCUGCGCAUCUUCCUGGCGGCGCGGCGGCAGCUGAAGCAGAUGGAGAGCCAGCCGCUGCCGGGCGGGCGCACGCGGUCCACGCUGCAGAAGGAGGUGCACGCCGCCAAGUCUCUGGCCAUCAUCGUGGGGCUCUUCGCCCUGUGCUGGCUGCCCCUGCACAUCGUCAACUGCUUCACCUUCUUCUGCUCCGGGUGCGGGCACGCCCCGCCCUGGCUCAUGUACCUGGCCAUCAUCCUCUCCCACUCCAACUCCGUGGUGAACCCCUUCAUCUACGCCUACCGCAUCCGCGAGUUCCGCCAGACCUUCCGCAAGAUCAUCCGCAGCCACAUCCUGAGGCGGCGGGAGCCCUUCAAGGCGGGCGGCCCCAGCCCCCGGGCCGGG